AUGUUUGGGUGGAGAGUUAUUCGGUCCUUCUCCUCCGUCUCCUCUCUGGUCGUCUCCUUCCUCCUCACUCUCUUCUCCCCUCCUCCUCUCAUCUCUUCUGGCUCCUCUUCCUCUCUAGCUCCUGUCCUUCCUGUCUCUCUCCUCCUCUUCGGUGGUCUCUCUUCUUCCUCUACGGUCUCUUCCAUCUCUUCCAGUCCUUCUAUCUCCUUCGUCCUGGUCCUCACGUCCUUCCUCGCUCCUCAUCCCCUCCUCGCCAUAUCUUCUCUCUCCUCGUCACGUCUUCGCUGGAUCUCUUCUCCUCCUGGCUCUCUCGUCUCAUCUUCGUCAUCCACUCCCACUCUCCUCGCUCUCCUUCUGGUCUGUUCGCUUCCUACUUCUAUCUCCGUCCUCUCGCCGUUCCCUCUCUCUCGUUCUCCUCUUCACAUCUGCCUCGGUAUCCGGUGGUGCCUGCUUCCUGCUCUCUUCGCUUCCUCUCUCGGGUCUGCCUCUCUCGUCUGUGCCAUUCUCCUCCUCCUCUCUGCCGUCCUCGUCCUCCUCCCCUGCUCUCUGUCAUCCUUCGUCCGCUCCGGUGUAUCCUUCUCUCUCCCUCCGUCAUCAUCUCUCUCUCUCCUCCUCUCCUCGUCUCUUAAUCGGCUGCUCUCCUCCGAUCAUCCUGGCUCUCUUCCUCGUCCUCUCCUCUCGUCUAUCAUCUCGCUCUCCUCCGCCUUCUCCCUGCCUCGCUCAUUAGCUCGUGCCUUCCUCCCUCCCUCCUCUCCCCCCCCUUCUCCGUCUCUCUUCUUCCCGUCUCUCCUCUCUCCCUCUCCUCUCUCCUCCUCCUCUUCACUUCUCGGUCCUCCUCCUUCCUCCCCUCUCUCGUCGCUCCUCUCCGCUCCUCCUCUCCUCAUCCUCCUCCCUCCUUCUCUCUCUCUCGUCCUCAUCCCUCUCUCUCUCCAGUCUCCCCUCCGUCUCUCGGUCUCAUCCUCUCAUCGUAUGCUCGGUCUCCUGCCUCUCCCGCCCCCCCUCAUUCAUCAAAUCUCUCCCUCUCUACUUCUUGCUACUCAGCCUCCGUCGAUCCUACGCGCUCCCCAUCUCUCCUCGUCCUCGUCUUCUCCUGCCUCUAAUUCGCUCCUCUUCGACUCACGGGCUGGUCCCUCCGUUCUGCGCCACUCUCAUCCUCUAAUCCUCGACUCUCUCCACCCACACCACCUCGCUCCUUCGGUCUCCGAUCCUCAAGCUUCGCGACGUCUUCCGUCUUCGUCUCCCCAUUACGUCCUCGCCCCUCAUCCCUCUCCAUCACCGGCUCACUCUUCUCUCCUCGUCGAUGUCGCGCUCGUGCAGCUCCUCUCUCGUCCCAUUCCUCCUACGCCUGCGUGCGAAAUCCCCCCAUCUCUCCUGCUGCUCUCUCGUCUCGCUCCUGCUACUGGCUCCAUCGCUCUCCUCCCCUCUUUCACGCUCCGCUCUCUCUCGUCCGUCUUCUCUCUCGCACUCUCGCUCCGUCUCUCCACAGUCUCCCCGGCUCCUGGCUCUGUCCUCUCUCCAUCAUACAUGUCCUCAUGCGCACUCUCGCCCCUCAGCAGGUUCGACCCCAAGCAGGCGACCGACUUCGGCUCCCCCCGCGCAUCGGACAACCCGAACCUAGGACCACCUCACCCCAGCGCCUGA
Molecule: messenger RNA, 1641 nt
Organism: Knipowitschia caucasica
Lineage: Eukaryota; Metazoa; Chordata; Actinopteri; Gobiiformes; Gobiidae
Source: the annotation of a GenBank genome assembly